Echinops telfairi (small Madagascar hedgehog) is the source of this 2313-nucleotide messenger RNA. It is a transcript of the gene DEPDC1B, whose product is annotated as DEP domain containing 1B. Bases 28 to 1536 code for a protein of 502 amino acids. NCBI's taxonomy places the organism in Eukaryota, Metazoa, Chordata, Mammalia, Afrosoricida, Tenrecidae. The transcript has 10 exons. The record is from RefSeq and is a predicted model, not a curated record. Gene Ontology annotation, biological process: positive regulation of Wnt signaling pathway; intracellular signal transduction.
GAAACCGUUGAGCUUUUCCGAGCCCGGAUGCCCUUACGGAAGCACCGCUGUCGCUUCAAAAGUUAUGAGCACUGCUUCACCGCGGCCGAGGCUGUGGACUGGCUCCACGAGCUCCUGCGCCGCAGUCAGAACUUCGGCCCCGAGGUGACCCGCAAGCAAACGGUUCAGCUGUUAAAGAAAUUCCUCAAGAACCACGUUAUCGAGGACAUCAAGGGAAAAUGGGGCCAGGAAGACUUGGAAGACAACGGCCGUCUGUACAGAUUUCCUCCUUCCUCACCUUUAAAACCAUAUCCAAAGAAGCCCACCUACCAAAAGGAUGCCAUUAAAUUUCCAGAAUGGAAUGAUCCCCCACCAGGCACUUCCCAAGAGAACAUCCCAGUACGGCCCAUUGUGAUGAAUUCGGAGAUGUGGUGCAAGCGUCACAGCAUUGCUAUCGGAGAAGUGCCAACUUGCCGCCUUAUCCGCCGCAGGCAGCUGACGGAGGCCAACGUGGAAGAGAUGUGGAAGUCUUUGACUUUGUCGUACUUACAGAAAAUGCUCGGGCUGCAGUCCUUAGAAGACGUGCUAGACAGCCAGCGCAUCCACUCCAAGUUCAUCAUCCAUAAUGUGUACGGUGUUAGCAAGCAGGGCGUGGUGAUCCUCGACGACAAGUCCAAAGAACUCCCGCACUGGGUACUGUCAGCUAUGAAGUGUUUGGCAAAUUGGCCAAAUUGUUCUGAUUGGAAGCAGCCAAUGUACUCCGGAUUUGAAAAAGAUGUCUUUAAAACGAUAGCUGAUUACUAUGGUCACUUAAAAGAACCUCUGCUUACAUUUCAUCUCUUUGAUGCUUUUGUCAGUGUAUUAGGUUUGUUACAGAAAGAGAAAAUGGCUAUUGAAGCAUUUCAGAUUUGCUGCCUCCUCCUGCCGCCUGAGAACAGGAGAAAGUUACAGUUGUUGAUGAGGAUGAUGGCAAGGAUCUGUUUGAACAAAGAGAUGCCACCACUGUGUGAUGGUUUCAGCACGCGAACACUGCUGGUGCAGACGUUUUCCCGUUGCAUCUUGUGUUCCAAGGAUGAAGUAGACUUGGAUGAGUUAUUAGCCGCUAGGUUGGUGACCUUUCUGAUGGACAAUUACCAGGAUAUUCUGAAAGUUCCUGUGGCCUUGCAGACCUCUAUAGAGGAGCGUGUGGCCCACCUACGGAGAGUUCAGAUAAAAUAUCCAGGAGCUGAUAUGGAUAUCACUUUAUCUGCCCCAUCCUUUUGCCGCCAAAUCAGUCCCGAGGAAUUUGAAUACCAAAGAGCAUACGGCUCUCAGGAACCCCUGGCGGCUUUGCUGGAGGAAGUCAUAACAGAUGCCAAGCUCUCCACCAAAGAGAAGAAGAAAAAGCUGAAGCAGUUUCAGAAAUCCUAUCCUGAAGUCUACCAGCAACGGUUUCCUACACCAGAAAGUGAAACACUUCUGUUUCCGGAGAAAAACAGACCAAGACCACAGCUGCUCGUGUGGGCAUUCAAAAAGCCUUUCCAACCCUUUCAAAGAACUCGAAGCUUUCGGAUGUAAUCCUUCCACGCCUGUGGAGACCUCUGUUGGAGUGAAUGGAUAGUUAAGGAAGGACUGUGAUGGUGGAAGAAAGACUUGCUUAGGAUAUAGACUACUGAAAUAUAUAAGAAUAAAAGAUAAUCAGACUUAUAAAAUGCAUCGAGCCAUUAUCAGUAUUUUUAUAAAAUGAUACUAUUUUAAGAGUGUACAAAACAAUGAAAAAUUAUGGGUCGAGUGUCUGAUGACAGUGUUAAGAUGUUUGUAAUUACUAGAAAAUUCAAGAUAAUGUAUAUUUGUCUUGUUAUUUUUCAUGGUGUUUAUGAAAGUAAUUGUGGUUGUAUAUUCUUGUUACUAAUUUUUGGCUUAAAAGUAGUGUAUAUACUUGAAUGAGAAAUACACUGGGUUCUGUUACUGUGAUGCUGUUGACUUAAUAGCCAGAUGUGAUUUCACUUGUCACCUCUGUCCUACAUUGCUGCACAAAGGUUCUCAGUGCCCUGGGUUGGGUUGUGAAUGGCUGAAUUCUUGUUUUUGAAUUGCAAACAGGCUAGUUUUGGUCUGACCAGAUUUCCUAAAGCUGGCUCUCUCGUAACCUGUGCUUGAGUGGAUUUUGUACGUGCCCGAAGUGGACUGCUCUCAGACUUGGCAAAAGAGGCAAAGGUGAACUUUAUGAUAAAUCCUCUGUGUGCUCUAAGUCAAAUCUUUGUUGGGUUAAAGAAAAUAAGAUUAUUACUCUUUAAACGUGUAUUUUUUCCCCAGCUUCCUCACCCUUCUGAAAGUAAAUGGAAUGUAAGUAAAAUA